AUGUCAAAUGCCGUCCUGUCAGUGCCUGACAACCUUGUUGACGGGUUCUCUCGUAUCCUAUCUAGUGGUGUUGUUGGUAGCGUAGCAUCUUCUUUGCCAAGCGCAUCUAAUGCUAAUAACUCUGCGUUUAUCGGGCCCCGGCGAAUUGAGUCUUUCGGAGCUGGCAUCGUCUCAGCCGCGGCCGGUUCUUUUGGAAUGGGGACAGGCGCUGGUGGUGUUGGGUUUGGCCGCUGGAUCAGCGGUACACCCUCGGGAAGCUUCUCCGAUGGGGCUGGAAUUGACCAG
Messenger RNA from Protopolystoma xenopodis, 285 nucleotides. The record is from the annotation of a GenBank genome assembly. Lineage: Eukaryota; Metazoa; Platyhelminthes; Monogenea; Polystomatidea; Polystomatidae.